Messenger RNA from Hippocampus zosterae (dwarf seahorse), 3556 nucleotides. RefSeq names its product ATCAY kinesin light chain interacting caytaxin a (gene atcaya). Gene Ontology annotation, biological process: apoptotic process. Lineage: Eukaryota; Metazoa; Chordata; Actinopteri; Syngnathiformes; Syngnathidae. Gene Ontology annotation, cellular component: cytoplasm. The transcript has 13 exons. The record is from RefSeq and is a predicted model, not a curated record. Bases 648 to 1751 code for a protein of 367 amino acids.
CAUGGGUGGGAGGGGAGAAAGGGAUGCUGUUGCCAGGGAACACUGGCGACAUCGAGAACCACUGACAACUGCAGCAUGAUUAUUACAGAGAUCAGUGCUUCAAGCUGCUUCAGGAUUAAAAAAAGCUUCUCCCAUUGUAGAAUCCAGUCACUAAAAGUAGGGUCAGGAAAAAGUGGAUAUUCAAAGCCAGUAUAGAGAGAAGUGACGAGAUCAUGAUGCCGCAGCCGAUACACUCUGACUGAAGAAAUUCGAUUUGGACAUCAGGGCUACUAAGAGGCAGUCUGUGGACACGCUCUUCACAGUCAGUCUCAUCCCAACAAAGGUGGACAGACGCGAAGGAAGGGAAACGAAGAGGGUGGGGGUUCACAGAGCAGAGUACAGAGGUGCCCCCUGUCUUCAAGCACCUGCUGCUGGCUAGCGACUGACAUUGAGGACACUGUCUGUGUGUCUGUGCAUGAGUAUAUGUGCAUGUGAAGUAGGGCAAAAGGGGACACAUGCAUUUGUGUCAGUUUGGAGGAUCAGCUCACAUUUUUGCUCCUGUGAUUGAAGAGAAGGAAGGACAUAUACAUACAUACGGACAGACAGACGAUCUAAAGAAUUUGAAGGAGACCGCCACGAUCUAAUGCCCCUGCUUACCUUACUGAGGGAUGGGCACUACAGAAGCGACACUCAGAAUGGAGAGCAUGGAAGUGAAAGACGAGUGGCAGGAUGAAGACUUCCCUAGACUUUUACCUGAGUACGGAGACAUGGACCCCACAUGUGGCCUCACAGACAACAGAACAGCCCCUCCCAACUCCAUGAAUGUGAGCCCACCUGGAGGAGGCGCAGGUGUAUCGUCCUCGCAUCGAACACGCCGUACAUUGGUUGCCCCGGAGAUGACUCUGUCCCUGGAUAAAAGCGAGGGAUCCCUGCUGUCGGAUGAUUUUCUGGACACACCUGACGACCUGGACAUCAACGUGGAUGACAUCGAAACGCCAGAUGAGACGGACUCGCUCGAAUUUAUCACCAAUGGCAAUGACCUGGAGUGGGAAGAUGACACUCCAGUGGCCUCAGCCAAAGCGGGUCCGACUGGUGGUACGGGAGACUUGGAGGAGGAAGGAAACGCCAACAACGGACGCCUGUGGAGGACGGUGAUCAUUGGAGAACAGGAGCACAGGAUUGACAUGCAGAUCAUUAGACCCUACCAAAGAGUCAUCUCACAUGGAGGUUAUUUUGGGGAAGGCCUGAACGCCAUCAUUGUAUUUUCUGCAUGCUACCUGCCUGACAGCAGCAUCCCAGAGUACCACUACGUCAUGGAAAACCUCUUCCUGUAUGUGGUGAGCAGUCUUGAGAUGCUCGUAGCCGAAGACUACCUGAUCAUCUACAUGAAUGGAGCCACACCCAGGAGUAAGAUGCCUGGAAUCGGCUGGCUCAAGAAAUGCUACCAAAUGAUUGACAGAAGGUUGAGGAAGAACUUGAAGUCUCUGGUCAUUGCUCAUCCUACUUGGUUCAUACGCACUGUGCUGGCAAUUUCCAGGCCCUUUAUCAGUGUGAAGUUCAUGAAUAAGAUCCAGUAUGUUCACAGCCUGGAUGAACUGUCCCUAAUGGUCCCUAUGGAGCACGUACAUGUACCAGAAUGUGUUAUGCAGUUUGACGAGGAGAGGAUUAAAGCUCGCAGGGAGAGGAUGGAGCAAGAGGAGAGGCAGCAGGUAGAACCAGUCAAGAAAAAGUCAGACAGGCCAAAGUCAAUGAUUGUAGAGCAGGGACUAUGAAAAGGGAAGAAUUCUCUCAUUAAAAAGUGUGCCACUUGGAGCAUCAAUCUAUUCAUCAAAGCCGCAAAGACUCCGUGUGUGCUUCCUUGUGGGCUCAUCAUCUUUCGAACACAUUACAGUGGCAAAUGUGCAUUUGCAAAGGAUCUUCCCUUGGACUUGACUGGUGAACUUUUGCACUUUAAUCUUUGAGUGACUCACGUUGAACAUUUGUCCUCCAUGUUUCACUGGAAGACUGACAAAAGGAUUUCUCCCUCUCCACAUCCCGGUAAAAACUGCACAAAUGAUGCAAGUGAGGGUCUGUUUAUCAGAGGCCCAAUCAGAAAGUAAAACCAGAUGGAUAGAAGAGCGGUUGGGUAAAAAGUGUUUUGGGUGUAAAUACUGCAAUACAUUAUUUGAUUUUGCUGCAUGUUGUGAUUUCAUAAAGCCUUUCAAGCUCUCUCAUUUGUUCUACUGACCAGAGAAUCGAGAAUGUCCAUGAUGCACCGACAAGGUCAUUCUCUAUGAGCUCCAUCUCUACUUUUACAUUUUACCAUGUGCCUCUAUCGCUUGCGUUUAAAAAGCAGAGGUAUGUGAACCAUUUGCCCAUGCACGCUCAUACCAGUUUACUACAUAUUUACACCCUUUUGACUUAAGCUACAAAUAACCGCAAACCAAGGCUGAACAAUCAUUUUGGAUAAUCCUGCUGAAAUGCAAACAAACAUAACUGAAAAGAAUAACAUAAACUUCCUGGUAGAAGUAAUGAACAAACUGUUUUAAAUCCUUCAUUGUACUUUCUCCGUAUUGAUAAAUCAUACACGUCAAAGGAUGUGUUCAUCUGCAGCCACCUUGCACUGUAUUUUCCAAAAGGGGAUAAUCCUGCUGAUUUUAAAACAUGAAUGAAUUAGAGCUUCCCUUCUUCUUUAUAGCAUGUUUACGAUCAUACAAAUAGAUUGAACAUAAAAUAGAUGAAUUUUGGUAUCACUUAGUUUUGCUCAUUUUGGUUAUUGAAGUUUACAUACUGUACUUUUUGCACUACUCUUCAAAGCACAGACACACUUUUAUUUUUAUAAAUGCAAAUUAAAAGGCAUAAGUGCAUUUUGUCAGUUUAACACAGAAAUUACAUUUUAAUACUGGACCGGAUAAACCCCAAGUCUGAACCUUUCUCAAAUAUCCCUUUUUGUGGAGAGCUAUUGGUUUUCCUUUUGCACUCCCUCUAUUGUCUUCCAUUGAUGCAACAGUUAUGGUAGCGGCAGUACAAAAUGCCACAAAUUAUUUUUCUAUUAAACGUGCAUCAUUGUAUCGCUUUCAACAUUUGGAAUUGUGUGAUUUGUUUGGUAGUGGGAUGGCCUUUGAAAUGUAUUUAGUUUUAUUAGUAUUAACUUGAAAUGCGUAGAAAUAUGACAAAUGUUAUUUGUUACUUUUAAUUUCUCAAUUAAUUUGAUAUUUUGUGACUAUUCAGAGAAAUCGAGAGUUCCCUUGAAAUCAUCUACCAAGCCCGAUGAUCUUUGUUUUGUUUAGUCCCCCAUGUUGAAGUCAUUGAUAAAAAUGAUGAAAUAUGACAAUUAGCCAUACUGACUUCUCACAUGUCGCCAAAUUCUGUGCCGUUAUCGCAAUGCUGUGAAGACAAACAUGAACUCACAACUUUCCAAAAUGAUUUUCCUUUUGUUCAUAAAUAGUCACACAGACGCUGGCUGUUUUAAUUAUUUCUUUAUUUUUUGCUGUUUUGAUUGCGAUACAACAGAUUGUUUUUGUUGUUAUUCAGACAUAUAGUUAGAUGAUUAACUCUGCUUUGUAAAUUGAACUAAAUAAAUAAUCCCUCCCUAAAA